GGUAGUUCCAUCACACGGGCAGGUAUCAGUUUUGUUAAAAAGGCCUCCCUCAUCGCACUCGUCAUCACCGCAUGAGGGAUUGCUCGAGCAGAUGUCCGAUGGAGCUAACAGAACAGCAGUGGGAAACAAAGGGUCAAAGGCGUCGUUCAGUGAGAUGUUGAAGAAUAGCAGUAGCAGUAGCAGCAUGAAGAAAGUGGCAGCAGAGCCAUCUUCUGAUCCAAACGAAGGAAACAAAGGCGGUGGUGGGAAGAAGAAAGGCAAGAAAGGGAGGCAGCUUGAUCCAGCUCUUCUCGGUUUCAAAGUCACUAGCAAUCGUCUUAUGGGUGAAAUUCACCGCGCUGAUGACUUUUAGUCAAUUCUGAUACCCUG
Messenger RNA from Brassica oleracea var. oleracea, 369 nucleotides. RefSeq lists its product as uncharacterized. Bases 92 to 352 code for a protein of 86 amino acids. NCBI's taxonomy places the organism in Eukaryota, Viridiplantae, Streptophyta, Magnoliopsida, Brassicales, Brassicaceae. The transcript has a single exon. The record is from RefSeq and is a predicted model, not a curated record.